Suillus bovinus is the source of this 345-nucleotide messenger RNA. RefSeq lists its product as uncharacterized. The transcript has a single exon. Lineage: Eukaryota; Fungi; Basidiomycota; Agaricomycetes; Boletales; Suillaceae. The record is from RefSeq and is a predicted model, not a curated record. Bases 1 to 345 code for a protein of 114 amino acids.
AUGUUUACUCAGAAUGGUGCAGGCGAGCUCAAAGGACGAGGGGGAACAUUUCCAUGGAAGUUGUUACCUAGAGAACUAGCUCGUCAUGGCUACAUUCUCCAGCACUAUCCUGAAAAUGUCCUGAUGCCUGGUGAGAAAUGUGCCACUCUCAUCAGGAGCAAGGGGAUACACGACCUCUCACUUCAUGAGCGCCAAGUCUUUGCCAAUGCUCUCAAGAACAACUUGCUCACCAUCAAGACCAUCACAAGACAACGUGCCCUUGCGCAUCUCAUGGCCUCCCAUAGCCCCAUGAUUAUUGAGGAAGCACCUGCAUCUCACUCCAUGCACAAAUGUGGGCGACGCUAG